Zalophus californianus (California sea lion) is the source of this 2227-nucleotide messenger RNA. RefSeq names its product nuclear receptor subfamily 1 group I member 3 (gene NR1I3). Gene Ontology annotation, molecular function: RNA polymerase II cis-regulatory region sequence-specific DNA binding; nuclear receptor activity; zinc ion binding. Gene Ontology annotation, biological process: positive regulation of transcription by RNA polymerase II; negative regulation of transcription by RNA polymerase II; cell differentiation. The transcript is spliced from 8 exons. NCBI's taxonomy places the organism in Eukaryota, Metazoa, Chordata, Mammalia, Carnivora, Otariidae. Bases 1104 to 2201 code for a protein of 365 amino acids. The record is from RefSeq and is a predicted model, not a curated record.
UGGCGCCCACUGAAAAAUGAAAAUGCAGAUUCCCUUGUUCAAAAACCAUUGAGAAUUUCAAGACAGCAAUGGCAGAGCAUUAAACUAAACCCGAGACCCCUCGAGGCCAGGGUCCUGUGUGCCUGCACAGGUCACAUGCCCACGAAGCCAGCUCGGUGCAAGAGUCCUCAAAUCAAUCCUAACUACUACCUCUAAUUUGUUAAGAGGACACUCUGAUGUAAUUCUCAGCCCUCCCUUGUUAGGAAGUGUAGAUCUCACUAGCUCUUUGCAUAAGUUCUUAACGAGACCCCGGUCUCUUUCCAAGAACCUUCCUUUUGGGAGCCUUGUGCAAUUGGUAUGCCUAUUCUUUUACUAUUGUCAAACUGCACGUGAAAAACCUUGCUCUGUCUCUCCUUCUCUCUUCCCAGCUUGUCCAAGAUCCAGGUUCAAAGGAGGCUUACAGAUCUAGCCUGAAGCUCAGUAGUAGGGAAGAUCUCCAUGGGUUUGAUAAGCAGCAGCUUCUAGUGAGUCAUGAGGUCCCCCAGGUGCCAGCAACCUACACCAUGGGCAUGCUGGGAAAACCUCCCACCUGGGCCUUUGCCCUGGGUCCAGAGUCUGUGCCUUAUCUAGGUAGUUGCUGAGAACAACUGGAGGCCAUACACAGCAGAAGUUCCUUGUUUUCCAGGGGCCUGUGACGGCCAUUGCAACAUCUGAAGCCAUGGCCAGUGGGGAGGAUGGGCCAAGGAGCUGUAUGGUAUGUGGGGACCGAGCCACCGGUUAUCAUUUCCACGCCCUGACUUGUGAGGGCUGCAAGGGCUUCUUCAGGUAAGAGCCUCUUCCCCAGGAGAAACAACCUGCCAAACUGCCCACCAGGCAGCCUUUGAGUUGUGGCACAUGCCCGAGCUUGUCCAGCUAUGUUACUCCUGCCUCAUGGAGCCUAACUGCGCUGUGGCUAGCAUGCUACAUCUUGCCAACCUCAACAUCUCAUAAAUAGGGGCAUAAAUAGAAUAAUAGGGGGAAGGCCGUGUCUGUCCUGUGGUCACAACCCCUUAGUCAAGAGCACUUCUUCUGUACUCACUACCUGCAAAGCACCAAGCCAGUGAUCUUGUGCCCCUGUGCUUGAGAUGUGUUGUACCCUACCCACCCUUAGGGACCCUUGGGCACAGCUCAGGUUAGCCCACGUCCCCACACAUCCUUGUAGAUCAUAUCUUCUCAGCCCCUCACAUACCACCUGUUCACUGCCAUCCGCAACCACCCUCCCGGACGUCUCCAUCUCUCACAGACGAACAGUCAGCAAAAACACUGGUCUCACCUGCCCCUUUGCUGGAAACUGUAAGGUCAACAAGGCCCAGAGGCGCCACUGCCCAGCCUGCAGGUUGCAGAAGUGCCUAGAUGCUGGCAUGAAGAAGGAAAUGAUCCUGUCGGCAGAAGCCCUGGUCCAGCGGCGGGCGAAGCAGGCCCAGAGGCGGGCCCAGUGGGCACCUGUGCAGCUGAGCAAGGGGCAGCAAGAGCUAGUCCAGACACUCCUGGGGGCCCACGCCCGCCACGUGGGCACCAUGUUUGACCAGUUUGUGCAGUUCAGGCCGCCAGCUCAUCUGUUCAUCCACCACCAGCGCCUGCCCAUCCCGGUCCCCGCACUGCCUCUGCUCAAGCACUUCGCAGAGGUCAACACUUUCAUGGUACAGCAAGUCAUCAAGUUCACCAAGGAUCUGCCCCUCUUCCGGUCCCUGCCCAUGGAGGACCAGAUCUCCCUUCUCAAGGGAGCAGCGGUUGAAAUCUGCCAUAUCGCACUCAAUACCACUUUCUGUCUCCAAACACGAAACUUCCUCUGUGGGCCGCUCUGCUACGCGCUGGAGGACGGCGUCCACGUGGGGUUCCAGGAGGAGUUUUUAGAGUUGCUCUUUCGCUUCCAUGCCACACUGAGGCGACUCCAGCUCCAGGAGCCUGAGUAUGUGCUCAUGGCCGCCAUGGCCCUCUUCUCUCCCGACAGGCCUGGGGUUACCCGGAGGGAGGAGAUUGAUCGUCUGCAAGAGGUGAUGGCACUGACCCUGCAGAGCUACAUCAAAGGCCAGCCGCCAAGGCCUCGGGAUCGGUUUCUGUAUGCGAAGCUGCUGGGCCUGUUGGCUGAGCUCCGGAGCAUUAACAACGCAUACGGGUACCAAAUCCAGCACAUCCAGGGACUGUCCGCCAUGAUGCCACUGCUCCAGGAGAUCUGCAGCUGAGGCCCCAGCUUGCCUCCUUCCCCAGC